CACGCACGCAAGUGCAGUACACACAAUAGAGAGAUUGGCUGAAAUUUUGGAGGGGUUGGCAUAAGCAAAAGCGAAACUGCAAAAGAUGAAGAAGGAGGACAUGGUUAAGCUGAUCAGCGCCGAGGGCUUCGAAUUCGUCAUCGACAAGGAUGCCGCCAUGGUUUCCCAGACCAUCUACAACAUGCUUACCUCUCCAGGAAGCUUUGCCGAGACACAGCACGGAGAAGUGACUUUCCCUGAGAUCAGCACAACCAUAUUAGAGAAGAUCUGCAAGUAUUUCUAUUGGCAUCUUCAAUUUGCCAGUGGAAAGGAGACCGAGUUUCCAAUUGAACCUGAGUUGACUCUGGAGUUGAUGAUGGCUGCUAAUUAUCUUCAUACUUGAAUUAUCAUCUCUUGAGCGGCAAGUCCUGCUCAGGAUUGUAAGCCUUCUUAUAUAUUCUCUUUAAGAAGUCACAUUCUAGUUUUCUUCUGUAGAGGUUAUAGGAAGUUUAAUUUAUUAAGUCUCCUAUAAAUUUGCUGUAACCUAAUCAAUUUUUUGUUUGGAUCCUGGAUCCAGUGAUUAUGUACUACAGUAGUAGAGAUGCUCAAGGAUGAACUCGUUACCCAAGAAGGUUUAAAACUUAUAUGAACCUCAUGUUGGUGAUUUGCAGUGGAUCUCUCUCUGCACUGCAAUGUAGCAUACAUUAUUUAACUUAUAAGUGAUUGUUACACUUUCAAACAGUGUUAGGAUGAUUUAGUCAAGGAAAGUGCAGUUAUUGGAUGAUGUAAAGUGCAGUUAGGAUAACUCAUAUGUGAUAACUAAUUAGAAUGUUAUCUCUUAAUAAGUAAGACAUGGUUUGAUGAUAUGGUUUCUAUUA
Messenger RNA from Quercus lobata, 857 nucleotides. RefSeq names its product BTB/POZ domain-containing protein. The transcript is spliced from 3 exons. Gene Ontology annotation, biological process: ubiquitin-dependent protein catabolic process. The record is from RefSeq and is a predicted model, not a curated record. Bases 86 to 382 code for a protein of 98 amino acids. NCBI's taxonomy places the organism in Eukaryota, Viridiplantae, Streptophyta, Magnoliopsida, Fagales, Fagaceae.